Molecule: messenger RNA, 3450 nt
Organism: Contarinia nasturtii (swede midge)
Lineage: Eukaryota; Metazoa; Arthropoda; Insecta; Diptera; Cecidomyiidae
Gene: Regnase-1
Product: probable ribonuclease ZC3H12C
Exons: 6
Coding region: 507-2672 (721 amino acids)
Cellular component (GO): cytoplasmic ribonucleoprotein granule; nucleus
Molecular function (GO): metal ion binding; RNA endonuclease activity; mRNA binding
Source: RefSeq, a predicted model, not a curated record
GCCACGAUGAAGCGAGGCAAUGUAUCUCUUUUUUCCAUCGUUGUGCCAUGCAUAUAUCCAGACGAGAAAAAAUAUAACUUCACCAAGAUAAACAGAUUUUACCAGUAUUUCUGUUUUCAAAAUGUUGAAUUUCGAUGAGUUUCGUUUCAACAGCAAAGUGUCACACAUCGCCUUUUUUCGUUGAUCCGGUUAUACAUAUUUCACAUUGCGACCUUUAUUUGUGCUGAGUGUGUACGCUCAUUGUUUUAUUUAGUUGAAAUUCACAUUGCGAUUUGUUGUUUCAGUUUUAAUUGAUGGAUUUUAAAAAAACAUGCCCAAAAAAAGAGAAUUUCCAAAAAGAACCAGAUUUUUUUUUUAACUGUGACUAAUGUUUGCAAAUGAGUUUAAUCAACAUUCUGAGAAAUGAAAAUAAAUUAGAACCAUUCCGGAACGAAAGUGAUUAUACAACGUAAACAAGAAUAAGUUGGAAUAAAGUAGCAAAUCAAAUUACAAUAUAUAUAUUUAAAAUGAUUAAAGAGAAUUACGGCAGUGACUCUAGUGGUAAUAUUUCAACAAAUAAUUUCAAGACUUACAUGGAUUCAUUGGCAGUGACAGAAGGCGAGGAUUCCAGCUAUGAUUCAGAGUGCGAUGUAGACAGUAAUCAUGAGCAAGUGUCGCGAACGACAAGCGAUACGCUUGGCCAAGAAUUUGCCGAAUAUGUUAGUCAACCACAACAAACAGUCACAAAGAAAAUUGAUCCAUCGCCGAGUUAUACGCAACGCGUUGAAUUUGCACUGAAAUUAGGAUACACAGAGAAAUUAGUACAGGCAGCAUUAGCUCGACUUGUGGAUCCAGCACAAAAUGAACUAUUAGCCGAAUUGAUAAAAUUAGGCGCACAACAAGGCAACAAAUCGGAUUUGUGCGAUUCACAAAAUGCUCCGCUCAACGGAACCGAAGCAGCCGGAAAUAGCUGUAAUGCAAUCAACUCGAGCAAUGGAAAAAAUGAAAUCAUCACCACACAAACUGGCUUACGACCCAUUGUUAUCGAUGGCAGUAAUGUUGCAUACUGUCACGGGAACAAAGAAGUAUUUUCAUGUCUUGGAAUACGCCUGUGUGUCGACUGGUUUUUAAAUCGUGGACAUAAAGAAAUUACAGUGUUUGUUCCGAAAUUUCGAAAAGAAAAUCCACGGCCCGAUAAUCCAAUCAAAGACCAAGAACUACUUUUCGAACUGGAAAAAGAACGAAUGCUCGUCUAUACGCCGUCACGUUUUGUUGGAGGCAAACGUACCGUAUGCUACGAUGAUCGAUAUAUUUUAAAGUUGGCGGCAGAAAGUGAUGGUGUUGUCGUGUCGAAUGACAACUACCGUGAUUUGGCAAAUGAAAAUUUGGAAUAUAAAAAAGUUGUUGAUGAACGUCUUUUGAUGUAUUCAUUUGUGGCCGAUCGAUUCAUGCCACCGGAUGAUCCGCUGGGCAGAUCUGGUCCCACUUUAAACAAUUUUCUUCGCAUGCAACCGAAAAAAAGUGACCCACAGCCACAGUGUCCGUAUGGUAAAAAAUGUACGUAUGGAAAUAAAUGUAAAUUUUAUCAUCCAGAACGUGGAUUUGGACCACAUAAAUCAGUGACCGAACGUUUAUCAGAGCAUGCUGCACGUCACUUGUCAGCCCGCAAUUCUGAUGGCAGUUCGAAAACGGUGUGCGGUAAAUCGCUUAGUGUACCAUUAAGCACCAAUACAUCAGAAAUGAAUGAUCGUCGGAAACCAUUAGCAAGAACUCGAUCUUGUGUACAUGAUGGUUGUAAUCUAUCAAAUUGUCAAGAAUCGACGCACAAACAACGCAUACCAAAUCCGAAUAAAACAUCAUUUGGCAAUACGUUGGGUGCGGACAAUGAACACAUUGAUAUUGUGACUGCAUUUUCAGAAUCAUGUAAAUUAGAGAAUUUAGCACCCGAACUGCAUUCCAACCAAGUGCAACAUCAAUCUAUUGGUAAUUCACAUCAUAGUCUAUAUGGAGUUGGACCGUCAACAACAAUUCAUACAUCACAAUCACCGCAAUCGCAAUCCAUUCGACCCAUUUUACACUAUAGCACACAUGGCAAUGUUUUAUCAUCGUCCACUUCAACCGGUUCGAAUCAAUCGACGAUGCAUGAUAAACGAAACGAUGGCAAUAUGCAUCAAAAAUUACAACGACAACUAUCACUCAAUCCAAACGCUUACGAUCCACGAUUACUUCGAAUGCAUAAUGCCAUACAAGCGAAACAUUCACAUCCAGAAUCACAUAUGCAACAAGAACCGACACAAUUAAUGCAACACACUGGACAUCGCCAAUUGGCUCCAUCACGCAGCGGUCCCCGAACGCAUAUAACAAACCAUUGGGAUUUGCAUCAGAAUGUAACUCGAAUCGCAUCAGCGCCAGAUUCUUCACGAACCUCGAACCCCUGGCAAAACAAUGGUCAAACACAAAUUCCACCGGGCGACAUUUUGUCAUGGUCACAAAAUUCAAUGACUGUGCCGUCACCAGCGCAAACAACACAACCACCACCGAAUGCAACUCAAGCAAAUCGACUACACAUACAAUAUCAUUUAUCGAGUAUCUUUCCAGAAGAGCAAGUGUGUUGCGUUAUGAAUAUGUAUCCAACCGAAACAAAUCCACAAAAUAUUUGCGCCGCAAUUUUGGCCAUGUUUCCACGAAACUAAAAGAAGCAAUGAAAAAUGUCUAAAACCAUGUGUAUCUUCUAUUCUUAUUGAAGAGAACAUCGAAUUUUCAUCCUCUCCGCACAUUCCAUUCCGAGUGUAUUUUCGCAUAGACACAUGAAAGUAUUUUUUUUUAUCGAUGUAAUUGUCAUUCAUGUCUUCCAUUUCCAUUCCGUUUUAUGUCAAGAAUUGGAAACAAUUUCGAUUGAUAUUGAUUAAGUAUUUGAUGUACACUGGUUGCCCGAAAUGUUUCAACCUAUAUGUUAUUGAAUACAAAAUGAAUUUUAUCGUUUCACAAAACAAAGCAAAAAAAAAACAAAUCCUAUAAACGAACCUACAAUUCAUUUGUGUUAAAAUGUUUCCUGUAGCUGGUACUGCAAAUUGUAUUAACUUAUUUGUGAAAAAAUAAUUUAGGUAAUAAGAAACACGCCCAUUACACACAUACACAAAAUAUGGAAAAAAAAUGAAAUUCUAUAAGCGAACAAUUAGAAAUUAGUGUUGUAUUCAAUCGCUCAGAAUCGAUAAGAUUUUUGAGCAAUUGAAGCCCAUUCAUCAAAAUACGCUUUCUCAACUAUAUUUUGACAUAGAAAUUAAGAAAAAAAUUCAAACAUAUUGCAUUUAAUGCAUGAUCAAGUUAACACUUCUUUACCUUGUUUUUUUCGUGUAUGUAUGUAUACAGUAUGUUCAAGUGAGAUUGCUUUGCUGAAUGAAUAACUGAAUGAAUGAAUUAUUAUAUGUAUUAUAUUGUACUGAAUCGACAAAUUAAAAAAGAACAUAAUCC